Messenger RNA from Notothenia coriiceps (black rockcod), 665 nucleotides. RefSeq names its product macrophage-stimulating protein receptor-like. The record is from RefSeq and is a predicted model, not a curated record. NCBI's taxonomy places the organism in Eukaryota, Metazoa, Chordata, Actinopteri, Perciformes, Nototheniidae. Gene Ontology annotation, molecular function: ATP binding. The transcript is spliced from 6 exons. Bases 1 to 642 code for a protein of 213 amino acids.
AUGCUUAGAAGUGAUGAUGGCGGUGAUGAUGAUGAGGAUGAUGAUGAUGACGAUGAUGAUGCAUCCAGUGACAGCAGAGAGGAGGACAGCCAGUGCAGGAUCUCCAUCAACGGGCAGGUGCAUAACGUCGGUACGGUGAUGAGGGUCAGCAACCACUACAUGGUGGGCAUUGUUCUGGGGAUCCUGGCGGCUCUGGUGGCCGGGGCGGUGCUUGCCUUCGUUGUCAUGAAGCACUUGAGGAAGAAGAAGAAAGCCUCCAUGGUAGAGAGCCGUUUGAACCACAGCGCUAACCGCUCUGGGAGUAAUAACUUGGAGAUGUCGCCCAUCGGGGACUACAGGAGAGUAGCGUCCCUGAGCCCUCCGACCCCUCUGUUGGGUCAGGGGGGGUUCCUGAGCUACGCUGCAUCGGGCCUCGAUCCCUUCCUCACCCCCCUCAUGCCCUCAGAGAAGAUCUCCAUCUCCAGUUUCCGGCCCGAGCUGCUGGAGGAGGUGAAGGAUGUUCUUAUUCCCGCUGAGAUGCUCGUUGUGCAACACCACCGGAUCAUAGGGAAGGGUCAUUUUGGGACGGUCUAUCACGGCUACUUCACGGACCAAAACAACAGAGAAAUCCACUGUGCUGUCAAGUCCCUGAAUAGUGAGUAACUUCUAUAUAGCGACGAUAUUUC